AUGCGCAUUGGAACACUCCUGUUCGCUCUUUGGAGCUACCUUCUCGUCUCCGUCAGUGCAGCUCCGACUGUUGAAAGCCGUGAUUUCAUUGGCGAUGUUAUCAACGCCCUCGGGCUCGGGCUUGUCACCAAAAUCAAUUCUUUCCUCACCCUAGAUACUUUGACGACCAACCUUAUCUCCAUCAACUUUGAUGGUACCGUUAAAAACCCCUUCAUCCUCCCAAUUAAAGCUGAACCCCUUCAAGUUAAGAACCCGCUUAUUCUGGAGCUCACCAUCGAUCGUGUCGUCAGCUCUGCUGGGAUCAACGGAACGGUCUACGCUACAUUCGACCACAAGUUCCCGGGAGGAUUCGUCGUUCCUCCCUUGAAGACCAACAAUUCGGGAACUGUCGACAACGUCCUCCUCACGCAGGGAGCUAUGGCCUCCCUCGACAUUAUUCCCUUGGGAGUAUUGGACCUCAUCACGACGGAUGUGUAUCUUCGUGCUGCUACCAUCAAGGGAAAGCUCGGUAUCCCUAUCCCCAUCACUGGAUUGAAACAGAGCAAUGUACCUACAACGUACACCUUCAAUUUCUGA
This is a messenger RNA of Laccaria bicolor S238N-H82, 576 nucleotides long. RefSeq lists its product as uncharacterized. The transcript is spliced from 5 exons. The record is from RefSeq and is a predicted model, not a curated record. Bases 1 to 576 code for a protein of 191 amino acids. NCBI's taxonomy places the organism in Eukaryota, Fungi, Basidiomycota, Agaricomycetes, Agaricales, Hydnangiaceae.